UUGAAUGGAUACCUUUUCGACCUUAAUAAAAUGAAGAAAAAAGAAGCAAAAACACGCUUUCCCUUUUCAAAGGAAAUGCUAUAAAAAGGUCUAUUUCAGCUGGAGUUUCCUUGCUUUCCUAUAUUAAUCAUUAUCUAGGAGCUUAAAUUAGUAAGCACAUGGAUUCUUGACCAAAGUGCUAUUUUAUUCAAUCAUCAGAGCAGAACUGCUGUAGUAUUAGAGAGGGAAGGGUAACACUAUAUCAGUACAGCAUUUGAGAUUCUUUGCUUAACUAAGCUUGCUUUUUCUUAGGCAUAACUUCCUUGCUUGUGAAUUGAGUUUCAGAUUUCUUGUACAGAAGCGAUUCCUUAAUAGCUUCUUUCAGGUGCAACAACGGAAAGUAAAAGGACCAUGAAGAUGGAGCUACAGAUCACACUCUCCCAUAAUCUAACACAAUAUACCAAAGUAUCAGCUACACUAGUGGAAGAGUUGGUUUUCAUUACCGGAGAAGCCAAACCAAAAACCUCGAAAAAUAUCCCAACCCCACUUACAUCCAGUUGCUACACUUCCAUUUCAGUGAAAUCUAUUGCAGUUAAUAACUGUAUAGUAAGAGAACAAAAAAAAAGAGAGGAAGUUCAUCACAGAUCCCCAAUAGAAACUCAUUGUAUGACCACAAAAACCAAUCCACUACUUCCUUUGUUCCAAAGAAAACUAAUCUGACACCCAAAAAAACAGCUGCAACUCCCAAAAACAUUCAACAACUAUGAUCCGCCUCAAGCAACGAGGAGGCACUGUCAGCCACGACAAUGACUACAAGCUGAAAGAUGCUAGCCCUCAGCUGGGAGAACGGUGGCCCAGUGGAGGAGGAGGCUAUGGUGGACGAGCAUGGAUGAAUAGUGGAGAGAAAAGUAGUACUUAUGAUCUUGUUGAGCAAACACACUAUCUUUAUGUUCGAGUGGUGAAAGCCAAAGAUCUUCCCCACAGUGGUGUCACUGGAAGCUGUGAUCCUUAUGUAGAAGUCAAGCUAGGGAACUAUAAAGGGCGGACCAAGCAUUUCGAGAACAAAAGGAAUCCGGAAUGGAACCAGGUUUUCGCUUUCUCAAAGGAACGUAUCCAAGCAUCUGCAUUGGAAAUCUUUUUAAAGGAGAGAGAGACGGUAGGGAGGGAUGAUUACAUAGGAAGGGUGGUGUUUGACCUAAGUGAGGUCCCAACCAGGGUCCCACCUGAUAGCCCGUUGGCACCUCAAUGGUACAGGUUGGAGGAUCGCCGAGGACAGGGGAAGGUAAUGGGGGAGAUCAUGCUGGCUGUUUGGAUGGGCACGCAAGCUGAUGAAGCCUUUCCAGAGGCAUGGCAUACAGAAACAGCCUUUGUUCAAGGAGAGGGGCUAUUUAGCAUUCGAUCUAAAGUUUACAUGACCCCGAAAUUGUGGUACCUAAGAGUGAAUGUGAUUGAAGCUCAGGAUGUGAUUCCAAAUGAUAGGAGUAGAGCUCCAGAAAUUCUUGUGAAAGUACAAGUUGGGAACCAAGUUUUGAGGAGUAAAAUAAGUCCACCCAACAAUAUGAAUCCGAUUUGGAAUGAGGAUUUGGUUUUUGUAGUUGCUGAACCCUUUGAAGAGCAGUUAGUCCUCACUGUUGAGGAUCGUGUUCACCCAGCAAAAGAUGAUGUGCUAGGCAAGAUAAUUCUACCAGUCAACAUCUUUGAGAAACGGCUUGACCACAGGCCAGUUCUUUCUCGCUGGUUCAACCUAGAGAAAUUUGGGUUUGGAGUCAUGGAAGCUGAUAGGAGGAUGGAGCAGAAAUUUUCCAGCAGAGUUCACCUUAGAGUCUGUCUUGAGGGUGGUUACCAUGUAUUGGAUGAAUCAACAAUGUAUGUCAGUGACACACGCCCAACAGCACGCCAACUUUGGAAGCCACCAGUAGGGAUUUUGGAAAUGGGUGUUUUAGGUGCUCAGGGUCUUCUUCCUAUGAAGACAAAGGACGGUAGAGGCACGACAGAUGCUUACUGUGUUGCAAAAUAUGGUCAGAAAUGGGUUCGGACUAGAACGAUUCUAGAUUCCUUUGUUCCUAAAUGGAAUGAGCAAUACACAUGGGAAGUUUAUGACCCAUGUACAGUAAUAACACUGGGAGUGUUUGACAAUUGCCAUUUGGGUGGAUCUGAGAAGCAGGGUACUGCGGCUAGUUCAGCUAGAGAUUCAAGAAUAGGAAAGGUAAGAAUUAGACUAUCAACGCUCGAGUCUCACCGUGUUUAUGCAAAUUCCUAUCCUCUCCUUGUUCUGCAUCCAGGUGGGGUAAAGAAGAUGGGAGAACUCCAGCUAGCAGUUAGAUUCACCAGCCUCUCCCUAGCCAACAUGAUUUACAUGUAUGGCCAUCCCUUGCUCCCUAAAAUGCAUUACCUCCACCCUUUCACAGUCAACCAAAUAGAUAGCCUUAGAUUCCAAGCUAUGAACAUAGUGGCAGCAAGACUAGGCAGAGCUGAACCACCAUUGAGAAAGGAGGUGGUGGAAUACAUGUUAGAUGUGGAUUCACACCUGUGGAGUAUGCGAAGAAGCAAAGCUAAUUUCUUCAGAAUCAUGUCAAUUCUGUCAGGCACAAUAUCAAUAAGCCGGUGGUUUGGUGAUGUUUGCCAUUGGAAAAAUCCUAUUACUUCAGUCUUAGUACACAUUCUGUUCUUGAUAUUGAUAUGGUACCCGGAAUUGAUACUACCAACAAUGUGCCUCUACAUGUUCUUUAUUGGUCUAUGGAACUAUAGGUUCCGCCCACGCAACCCACCCCAUAUGGAUAACAAACUUUCAUGGGCAGAAGCAGUACAUCCAGAUGAACUUGAUGAAGAAUUUGACACAUUUCCUACUUCAAGGCCACAUGAAAUUGUUAGGAUGAGGUAUGAUCGGCUUAGAAGUGUGGCUGGAAGAAUUCAAACAGUGGUGGGUGACUUGGCGACUCAAGGGGAGAGAUUCCAAUCCUUGCUGAGCUGGCGGGAUCCAAGAGCGACAAGCUUAUAUAUAAUGUUCUCCCUUUCUGCAGCAGUGCUACUGUAUGUGACUCCAUUCAGAGUGAUUGCUCUAGUAGCAGGGCUUUACAUGCUGAGGCAUCCCAAGUUCAGAAGCAAGCUGCCUUCUGUUCCUAACAAUUUUUUCAAGAGAUUGCCUUCUCGAGCUGACAGCUUGCUUUAAGCAAUAGAAGCUAGUCUAUUGGAUAUAUAAUGCGCCUUCAAUUUCAAUUUGUAUUUCAAUUUCGGUUAUUCCAAUUAGGAUCUUAUCAAAGAUCCAUAUGUUUCCAAGAUAUAAGUAUGAUUCACUUCUUUUAUUUAUAUGAAAGUGUAUUUUUUGUUUAACAAGAGAGACAGAACCUUUACCCUAUUUUUGAAAAUGAAAUGUAGGAUUAUCAA
Molecule: messenger RNA, 3363 nt
Organism: Spinacia oleracea (spinach)
Lineage: Eukaryota; Viridiplantae; Streptophyta; Magnoliopsida; Caryophyllales; Amaranthaceae
Product: FT-interacting protein 1-like
Exons: 1
Coding region: 743-3148 (801 amino acids)
Source: RefSeq, a predicted model, not a curated record